AUGCCCAUGCGCGCGUUCACUUGUGCGUUGUUGCUUGGCGGGGCUGCGAGGGUGCUCGCCGCGCCGACUGUGUUGUUGGCGGAUGUUGCGGCGGAAGUUCUCGACGAGGACAGCAGCGUCAACAUCACUCUGGUGCGGAAUCAGGCUGUAAGCGCCUCAACACAAAGUUGGGAGGUCGGGACGUUGGCAGAGGCUCUCCUCGAGCUCGAAUGGCCCGCGCUCUCAGUAUACGGAGCAGCUUCAAGCAGCGCACACCCACCGCUGAUCAGCGCGGACAACACGACUGCCAGCGACGUGUUCACGCUCGCCUCAUCAACCCUGGACAACAAGCCCGCGGACUCUCUAGCUCUUGUUGCGAACGAUGGUGCAGUCGGAGACCCGGCCAGUAUUGGGCCGGCGGUUCUCCUUGCGAACUGGACCCUGUCGAAUGCGACGUACGGUGCUGCUGCGCAAGCGCAGCUUGAUUACCUUUUGAACUAUGCGCCUCGCACGGAUGGGGGCGCCAUUUCGCAGAGGACGGAUCAGGUUCAGCUAUGGAGCGACUUUGUCUACAUGGCACCGCCGUUCUUAGCGUACUAUGGCGCGCUCCAAAACGACUACUCUCUUGUCAAGGAAGCCUACAACCAGAUCUGGCUCUACCGCUACACGCUGCGCGACGAGAACACUGGAUUGUGGAGACAUGUCGCGUUGGGCGACUGGCAGGACAACAAUCUUUGGGCCACGGGUAACGGAUGGGCGGCAGCUGGCAUCAUGCGUGUGCUGAAGACUGUGAACUCUUCUUCUGUCGCGGAUGCGCUUGUCGGCGAGCAGGCGGACCUUGCAGGAUGGGUGGACGAGAUCUUGACUGGGGCGUGGGCGCAUCAGCAAACGAACGGGACGCUUUUGAACUACAUCGACCAAACGGAGGAGAACUCCUGGGCCGAUACAUCCGCAACAGCCUUACUAGCCGCAACAUCCUUCCGCCACGCACUCUUCACGAACACGACGACACACAUAGACGCAGCGAAUCUCGCCUACGACCUCGUCGAGAGCAGUAUAGACUCCGAUGGCGUUCUCCAUGGGACCAUCGAUCCUUUGACGUUCGUCGCGCCGACUGCGGAUGGAUCGGUCAGUCCGGAGGGACAGUCGUUCGUGUUGAUGAUGAGAGCGGCGAGAGAUGCUUGGCUUGAGGCGACGUCUGACUCUGAGGAGACGACGAGUGAUUGA
Molecule: messenger RNA, 1206 nt
Organism: Peniophora sp. CBMAI 1063
Lineage: Eukaryota; Fungi; Basidiomycota; Agaricomycetes; Russulales; Peniophoraceae
Source: the annotation of a GenBank genome assembly